AUGUCUCCGGAUGACGGGUCCCUUGCGGAGGAGAUUAUUAUCCCGGAAUGUCUGCUCGCGGCAGCCUCUAUCAAACAAGCCUGGGAUCAAGCACACCAACCUCGUCUUGCUCGACAGCCUGUCGCCUCCGGGCCUCACGUUCCGAAGAAGAGGCCAUCUACAUCCGGCUAUCCGGCCACUGGAGUCGAUGCAGGGGAGGAUGGGGGUGACGCUCGACGACGGCAAGCCAGUUCCUCGCUCGCUCCGGAAAUCGUCCCGGAAGAAGGAAUAGAAGCCCUGUACCCGCUCACCGAGGACAAUCCAAAUAUCGAAACUGCAUAUGAUCAUCAGCUCACACACCCAGAUGCUGUCGAGCUCCCGGACAACCACACAAUCACCCCGGAGAAUAGCAGUGGUAUCGCGCCGAUCCUUGAAUCCAAGCCCCCGUCCACUACCGAGACAGGAGGCCUGAAUCCAUUCACCACGCUGUGCUCAUCCCCAGUGCGACAGACUGUGCGCAAUGUGGUUGAGAAGGCCCGGGAGAGCAGUGUUUUGUCCGUUUACAACAAGGCUAACUUGGUAAACAUCAAGCAUGAACGCCAAUACUGGGUCCAGCUGCUGAUCGAGUAUGGGGCAUACACCCUUUUUGCGGCGUUUGUAUACUUCGUGCUGAUAGGCGUGCCCUUGUGGAAAGGUGCCGUGUAUUGGCUCUACUGGUUAAUGGAGCAUAAGUUCGUCUUCCAAGGAGGUUGGGCGAUUGUCAUCAGCUUAGUGACCUUCUACUCUUUCUCUCCUCUCCUCGCCACCUUUGAACACGACGCUCCCGAUUCGGACUUCUACCAGACUCGCCGCAUCCAACCAACUGCCCCCGACACAGCUCUUCUCAUCCCGUGCUUUCGAUCCGCGUCCGUGAUCCGCCAAACCAUCGAAGCUGCCCUGAAGAUCUUUCCACCCUCGCACAUCUACGUGAUCGCGAACGGCGACUCCAUCACCCCUAUCGACAACACCGAAGAGAUCUGUCGGCCCUACGGCGUCAAUCAUAUCUGGAGUCCGGUCGGCUCGAAAAUCGUCGCAUUGUUCGUUGGCUGCUACGCCGCCAAGCACUUCCGCUACGUCCUCCUCAUCGACGACGACUGCGUCUUGCCCCCCACCUUUCCUGUGGUCAUCUCCCGACUCUCCCCUCAAAUCCGCUGUAUCGGCUACACGAUAAAGGUCGUGGCCCCCGACGGCUCUCUUGGAUCGUACUGCCAGCAGGCACAGGAUCUGGAAUACAAGCUGGCCGGGCUGCAGCGCACCUUCGCGGGACGAGUCGGCAGCGCUACUUUCCCGCACGGGGCGAUCUCUCUCUGGGAACGUUCAUUCCUUCGAGAUGCCCUCGAGGACCAUCCCGGCUUCUCCAUCAGCGAGGACUGGUUCUUAGGGAACAGCUGUCGCCGACUCGGGGGAAGGAUCCAGAUGUGCAGCUCCGUCUUUGUGGAAACCCGCGCACCACCCGCCUUCCUGUUUCGCGAGGGGAACCAGCGACGAGGCGGAUUCGGGGAGAUGACCGUGUUCAAACAGCGCUUUAUGCGAUGGAACUUCUUUGUGGUUAAUGGUCUGCGGUAUAACAUGGCCUAUCUUUUUGGGUCCUGGAAGCUGGGCAGGUGGGAGAUUGGCGCUAAGCUUUUCGUGAUUCAGGAGUUAUACGAAACCGUCCUCAGCCUGCUCGCCCCCUUCGUCCUCCCCAUCUCUCUCAUCGUGCGCCCGAAGUUCUGCAUCGCCCUUCUACUGAGCACACUGGGUCUGUACCUCCUCAACGCCAUCGUCUUUAACGAGAUUCACCUCCGACUAAAAAACGAGCGAGUCAGUUUAAAAGUCGUCCUAUUCUACUACACCCCCUACAAAAUCCUCAUCGCCUUCAUCAACGUCGGAAGCAACUACUGGUCCCUCUUCAAAUACGCAAAAUACUUCGCCCAGAGACAUCCCAAGCUCGGCGAAGACCACAAAGCUGUUGGCUUGGUUCUUAAACUGGAGGAGAGCGCGCAGGAUCAGCACGCGGGAUCGAGUGGGCUGGGACGCAGUAUGACUGUUCGCUCGGUGGGCGUGCAUAAUAGGGGGAAUGGGAAUGCGAGUCACAGGAGUAGUCGCUUGAGCCGAAAACAAUCACAAAAGCAGAGCUGA
Messenger RNA from Aspergillus heteromorphus CBS 117.55, 2139 nucleotides. RefSeq names its product glycosyltransferase family 2 protein. The transcript is spliced from 5 exons. Bases 1 to 2139 code for a protein of 712 amino acids. The record is from RefSeq and is a predicted model, not a curated record. NCBI's taxonomy places the organism in Eukaryota, Fungi, Ascomycota, Eurotiomycetes, Eurotiales, Aspergillaceae.